AUGUCAACUCCCCGUCCUCCGGGAGAAACCAGAGGACGCCCGAAAGACUCGGGCCCACCCCCGGCGUCCCGAGAUCCUCCCCUGCAGGUCCACCCUCUUCGAACCAGCCCGAGGCUCCCAUUCCAGUCCCGGAGGAAGAGGGGUCCACCUGAGGCCGCAGGGGCAGCCAAUAGGCAGUCCCCUCCACCCCGCGAGCCGUUGCGUUCCCCACUCCCGCGCGACCCCCUGGAAGGGUCCCCGCAGCCCAGCCCGCGCGGGCGCCCGCCGUCCCCGCCGGGAGGAGCGGCGGGAAGGCCGCGCCUUCUCUCCCCUCAGGAUUACCUCGCAGCGCGAAGCCGGCUUUGUGCUUCCCUCCCUCCUUCUCCGCGGCCGCCGGAGCUGCAGCCGCCGCGCGAUCCUCCACCGCCGCCUCUUAAGCGCCGCACGGCUCCAGAGGGGAGGGCAGAAGGGGAGGGGGCCGGUCCCGCGACCGUUACCGGCAGGCGGCUGGCGCUCUGGCGGGACUGGCCGAGCGCCCACCGAGCGUCCCCUGGCCCCGCCCCUAAGGCCCCGCCCUUAGGCCCCCGGGCUCCCCUGGCUCCACCCCCACAGGCCCGCCCCUCGCAGCCCCCGAACGCUCAUGGCCCCGCCCCUCGGAAUCACAGGAUGUUCCUGGCCCCGCCUCCUCAAGGCCCCGCCCCGCGCGGCCCCUCGCGGCCCCUCGCGCCCCCUCGCGCCCCCUCGCGCCCCUCCAAAGCUUUGCUUCGAUUAGCGGCGUCCCCUGAGGGUCGGAGGAGUAAACGACCCCGACGGAAACCAGACUACAAGCGGGAGGAGGGGAGCCUCGGAGAUGCCGCCCUCCCUAACCUGAGCGAGCCACCCCCGCCCAGCUCCCGAGGCCAAGACACAGCUUUCAGAGUCAGCUUCAGCCGCCCGCACCGGCUGCUGGGUCUUCAGCGGGAGGCCACUGCUAAGGUUCCACCUCCGCACGCCCCCCGUAGGAGGGGCCUGGGUAUUCUCAGCACAGUUGCCUUUGGGGGCGCCUCUUUCCCCUGCUCACCUCCACUGAGAGGCCGGGCAAGGGCUCUCUCCAUGAGCUCCACUUGCAUCUGUCGAGGGUUUCCACACGGACGUUGGCCCCUGGCCUUGAGACCUUAUGAGAGCUGA
This is a messenger RNA of Eubalaena glacialis (North Atlantic right whale), 1146 nucleotides long. RefSeq names its product proline-rich protein 2-like. NCBI's taxonomy places the organism in Eukaryota, Metazoa, Chordata, Mammalia, Artiodactyla, Balaenidae. The record is from RefSeq and is a predicted model, not a curated record. The transcript has 4 exons. Bases 1 to 1146 code for a protein of 381 amino acids.